Molecule: messenger RNA, 2120 nt
Organism: Physella acuta
Lineage: Eukaryota; Metazoa; Mollusca; Gastropoda; Physidae
Product: testis-expressed protein 52
Source: RefSeq, a predicted model, not a curated record
AGAAGCCAAAAGCGGUUUAUCGUUCCUUUGCUGACAUUGAUUAAAAAGUGAUCAUAAAAUUCUCGCAGCAUGAAUGCUUUAUUUGAUUAGCGGAUGUUAACAUAACGGCACACUUUUGGCAGGGGGUUGUAUUGAAGAGAGAUCAACGGAGAUGGAUGACAAAGAAAUAAAAAUCCCCAUAGCUGAAAGGGAGAACCUGAUGGAGGACAAAAUACCACACUAUAUAGGCUUCACCCCUAGGCCCAUACAACGCCUAGCAACACAGAAACCACCCAGCACAAUGGUCAGCAUUGAGUGUAGACAUUUCCUGAGAACAAAGAGUGAAAAAACACCACACCACAACCUCAAACGUGAAUACCAGCUGUGGCUAAAAGCCGGUAAAUCACCCCCCAUCACGCCUGAUCGGCCAGACACAAACUACAACAGCAGCGAAUGGAGAAAUUUUGCACGCCAGGUAGGGCUCAACUUCUCGGCCAGCGCGAGCAGCAUCUCGGAAGCCGUUGCCGCUCUGUAUCCCAUGAACAUCCCGCCGUCUUCCCAGCUUGGCAAGAAUUCGUUUGAGAAGUUUUUAAGAGAGGCAAAACUGUUCAGAGAUGAGAGGGCGAAGGCGUUGGCGAUUCUCAGAGCAAAGAAGGAACAGAACUACAUGAACUAUCUCAGGUGGAAAUCUGACGCCAGAAACCCACCCCAGAAUGAAAAAGGGGACAUCAUACCACCGGAAAACUUUAAAAAGUACGAACCUGGUUUCAGGCCCUUACCAUCUCCACCACCAUCACCUCCACCUUUUCAUAAAACUGACCUGUUUGGCCAGCCAUACACACCUCGCUCCAGCCCAAGAACUUGGAAACUCAGUUAUAAACUGAAUCACCCGGAAUAUCAAAAACUCAGAGGGGAAGUUAAGAAACAAAAAGAAACAAUGGAGAAAAAAUGGCUUGAGACUAGUAAAGUUCCUCAGUUAAAGUUAUCUCCUGUUAGAGAUGAGGUAUAAACUAAUUAGUUCAGUUUUGUUGAAUCCCAUCUCUGUUAAUAAGAGUGAUAAAAAGCUUAUACAGCAGGUAAAAUAUUAUUGAAAACAUCUUUAUUUUUCCAAUUUAAGCUACAUUUCUUUAGCUGGAAAAUGUUAUCUCCCCUUUUUUAAUAUGCAGGAUUGUUAAAUCACCAUCAAUAACAAUUAGAAAGAUGGAAAGAUUGAAUGAAAACUACUGUUUUAACCUUAUAUCCUUGAUGGGAUGUUGGGUCACAUUGUCGAGUUUUUCAUUACAAGCUUGAAGGUCUCAAGUUCAAAUCUUUAGGACAUCCCUGAGCACACACAACUCUGGUGGGUACCUGACUCUCUUUAAGGAAAGGUGGCUGGGCAUAGUGCUGACCACAUUUUCCAUUCAUAUGCCAAGGUCAAGAAACAUGAACUCUACUUCAUCUACCAUAUGAAUCUUUAGAUUUGAAAGGGGAGCUUUACUUCAUACUUCUUUGACUGAGAGUGUAAACUCCACCUUUUUAAAUGCGCAGGCUUGUUUAACAGGUUGCAUGAAAUAUUCAUAUUCUAUUGCUCAAAAAAUAUUUUAAAAUUCAACUGUUUCUGAAAUGUUUGUAAUCAUAUAUAUCCUUGUGUUAAAUUGCAUUUACAAAUCUGUUAUGUAACCUUUAAAACAGAUGGGUAAGUCUAGUAUGUCAUGUUUAUUAUUCAGUAUUAAGCUUGAAAUUGUUGAAGUAAAGUUUGUUGAAUAUUUAUAUAGAUGCUUAUGUAUAUUAAGCAUUUAUAUACUCAUAUAAAUGUUUAUGAGAAUGAAAAUAUGUAUAAAAGAUUAAAUACUUCUACAGCAGUUUUUUUUUUAUAUUAACAAGUGCCUUUUAUCAAAAUAUCUGGUGCCUUAAUAUUUUUGGUUGUAAAAAAUAAGUUGUUUUCUACAUUAUAUUAUAAGAUUGGUGUAUGUAAUUUUGCUGUUAAUUGUCCUCCAUGUACAUAUUAUUCUAUUUUAGUAAUAAAACAAAAGGCAAACAUGUAUUCUUUGGUCUGGUUGAGGUGUUAAAUGCAUCAUUGAUAAAAAAAACAUUAUUAAACUCACUACAUAGUACAAUAAUAAUCUGUGUACAGCGGUUUAAAUAAAAAGUUUUCAAAGCAA